Diaporthe amygdali is the source of this 201-nucleotide messenger RNA. RefSeq lists its product as uncharacterized. Lineage: Eukaryota; Fungi; Ascomycota; Sordariomycetes; Diaporthales; Diaporthaceae. The record is from RefSeq and is a predicted model, not a curated record. Bases 1 to 201 code for a protein of 66 amino acids. The transcript has 2 exons.
AUGCAAAAUCCUUCCGCAGUAAAUCUAGACGGUCAAUAUGGGCCUCUGUUCAAGAAGAGGCUUGCAUCGCGAAUUGAUGGGUCGGACGAUUACCGAUAUGACCUCUCGUGGGUCACGGAGCGGGGCGAGCCGCAGACCCUCCUCCGCUCCCCACAUGAAGCUGGGGAUCUCAUUACUCAAGCAUCAGUAACGAGGGCGUGA